AUGUCAAGAAUAGUCAAGCUCAAACCAAUCAGCGAGUCCCAGGUGGCCAUAAAGGCCGUUGUGUUCGACAUGGACGGAACAAUGUGCCUACCCCAGAGGUGGAUGUUCGCCGCAAUGCGCGAGGCGAUUGGCCUGAAAGACAAGUCGGUGGACAUCCUGACGCACAUCGACGGCUUGUCCUCGGAGAAACUCAAGCAACAGGCAAACCUGCGGAUUUCCGAGGUCGAGGCCAAGGCAAUGCGCGAGAUGCAGCCGCAGCCGGGGCUGGUGGCGCUUCUGGAGUAUCUCACGGCCAACAAGGUCAGCAAGAACAUCUGUACGCGCAAUCUGAUCAAGCCCGUGAACCAUCUGCUGUCGAACUUUGUCCCGCCCUUGCACUCGAGCUUCGACCACAUCGUCACGCGAGACUUCCGCCCCACGAAGCCGUACCCGGAUCCGCUGCUACACAUCGCUAGACAGCUCAACGUGGCGCCUGAGAACAUGCUCAUGGUGGGCGACUCGUUCGACGACAUGCAGAGCGGGACGGCAGCGGGAUGCGCGACCGUGCUGGUGAAGAACGAUUCCAACGUGAAGCUGCUCGCGGCGCAUCCAGAGCUCGUCGACGCAGUCGUGGACGAUCUCGCAGACAUCAUCGGGCUGCUGCAGGAGGGCUUCGAGGCGCGCGGCGCUAGCACCCGCGAAUGA
Messenger RNA from Lachancea fermentati, 684 nucleotides. Lineage: Eukaryota; Fungi; Ascomycota; Saccharomycetes; Saccharomycetales; Saccharomycetaceae. The record is from the annotation of a GenBank genome assembly.